AUGGAUUCCGCCUACCGCAAAGAGCAGCGGGAAGAAUACCAACAAUGGCUGGAAAAGGCCGCUGAGGGAGGCAUGAGAGGGCCUUUUCGUGCCCUUAAGAAGCCUGACACCAAGAUCGUACAACCGUGCAGAGACCAACUUCUUGAACUUCGCUGGGACAAGGCUCAGUUUUGGCAUGACCAGUGGGAUGCAUGGCGCAGUCGGUCAUUGGGAUUUGUUGAUCUUUCUCAUGAGUUGCAGGCCACUGGGCAGCGUGUGGCCAUGAAGGGGAUCCAGACCGUCAAGCGCCGGAUCAACAAUGAGGCAAAUGCCUUGCAGCCCAAGCUCCACGAUGAGCGCCCUUGUGACCGGCCGGAGCUCUUCAAACGAAAGUUGCAGGCCUGCUGCGUGGUCUUCGACUUCAAUUCUGAGACCGACAUGAAAGCAAAGGAAGCCAAGAGACAAACGCUGCUUGAACUCGUCGAGUAUGUGAAUAGCACACGGAGCUGUUUCCACGAGUCCCUGAUCCCGGACAUCGUGAAGAUGGUCGCCUCGAACAUCUUUAGGGCACUCCCGGCGAAGGACCGCUCUUUGAUGUCUUUGUCUGAUCCUGAUGAGGAGGAGCCUGUGCUCGAAAAAACUUGGCCGCACCUGCAGAUCGUUUAUGAAUUCUUUCUUCGCUUCGUCGUCUCCAAUGAAGUCGAUCCGAAGGUGGCGAAGCUUUCCCUGGACACCAAUUUUGUCUCGCAGAUGCUGGAGCUGUUUGACUCCGAUGACCCGCGAGAACGGGAUUACAUCAAGACGAUCAUGCAUCGGAUCUACGGAAAGUUUAUGGCUUUGCGCGCCUUCAUCCGCCGAGCCAUCCAGAACACAUUUUUCAAGGUACUUUACGAGUGUGAGAUUCACAAUGGUGUCGGGGAGCUCCUCGAAAUCCUGGGGAGCAUUAUCAACGGCUUUGCGCUGCCACUGAAAGAGGAGCACAAGGACUUCUUGGUGCGCGCGUUAAUCCCGCUCCACAAGAUGAAGUUUCUUGCGAGCUUCCAUCAGCAGCUCUCCUACUGCAUGUCGCAGUAUGUCGAGAAGGACCCGCGGCUCGCCUACGUCAUCCUCACCUCCAUGCUGAGAUACUGGCCGGCCACGAUUACCUCCAAGCAGGUCCUCUUCCUGAACGAGUUGGAGGAGCUCUUGGAGUUGACGAAGCCGCCCGAGUUUGUUCGGAUGCAGGAUCAGCUUUUUCAGAGACUCGCCCUGUGCAUCACCUGCCCUCAUUUUCAGGUGGCCGAGCGCACGCUCUUCUUGUGGAACAACGACUACAUCGUCCGGCUGAUCACCUCAAGCCGGAAGGUGCUCUUCCCGGUGGUCAUCGGAGCCUUGUACAUGAAUUCAAAGCAGCAUUGGAACAGUGCGGUACAUGGCCUCACCUUCAAUGUGCUUAAACUGUUAAUGGAAGCCGACCCUCAGCUCUUUGAUGAGUGUUCUGCAAAUCACAAAGAAGCCUAUGACGAGGAGGAGCAGCGCGAGGCCGCCCGGCGCCAGAAGUGGGCGAGACUGCAGGAGCUUUUUGACCAGAGGCAGACGGCUGCUGUAGCGUGA
Molecule: messenger RNA, 1572 nt
Organism: Symbiodinium natans
Lineage: Eukaryota; Dinophyceae; Suessiales; Symbiodiniaceae
Source: the annotation of a GenBank genome assembly